This is a messenger RNA of Arvicola amphibius (Eurasian water vole), 2371 nucleotides long. RefSeq names its product mevalonate kinase (gene Mvk). Lineage: Eukaryota; Metazoa; Chordata; Mammalia; Rodentia; Cricetidae. The transcript has 11 exons. The record is from RefSeq and is a predicted model, not a curated record. Gene Ontology annotation, molecular function: mevalonate kinase activity; ATP binding. Gene Ontology annotation, biological process: cholesterol biosynthetic process; isoprenoid biosynthetic process. Gene Ontology annotation, cellular component: cytoplasm. Bases 144 to 1331 code for a protein of 395 amino acids.
CCUCGGUUCGAGCUUUCUGAUUGGCUCCAGGGAAGACGCGCCCGCCUCCGUGGGGCUGGGCGCUCCGGGAUGGAGAAGACCGGGAGCUGCGGCUGCGGUUUCGGCUCACCUGGACGCUGGCCGCGGCAGGAGUCUCAGGAGCCAUGUUGUCAGAAGUGCUGCUGAUAUCUGCUCCCGGGAAAGUCAUUCUCCAUGGAGAACAUGCUGUGGUCCACGGCAAGGUGGCCCUGGCGGUGGCCUUGAACUUGAGAACAUUUCUACUGCUUCGACCACAGAGCAAUGGGAAAGUGAGCCUCAAUUUACCAAACAUUGGUAUUAAACAGGUCUGGGAUGUAGCCGAGCUUCAACUGCUGGACACAAGUUUUCUCGAGCAAGGCGAUGGCCCAGCACCCACCCCAGAGCAACUGGAGAAACUGAAGAAGGUGGCAGGCCUCCCUGGGGACUGUGUCAGCACUGAGGGCCUGGCAGUGCUCUCCUUUCUGUACCUGUACCUGACUAUCUGCCGGAAGCAGAGGACACUCCCGAGCCUGGACAUUGUAGUGUGGUCCGAACUGCCCCCUGGGGCAGGCUUGGGCUCCAGUGCCGCCUACUCGGUGUGUUUGGUGGCUGCCCUCCUGACUGCCUGCGAGGAGAUCGCCAACCCGCUCAAGGACAGGGGUGCUGUCGGCAGGUGGCCUGACGAGGACCUGGAGUCGAUUAACAAGUGGGCCUACGAGGGAGAGAGAGUGAUCCACGGGAACCCCUCCGGCGUGGACAACGCUGUCAGCACCUGGGGAGGAGCCCUGCGCUACCAGCAAGGGAAGAUGUCAUCCUUGAAGAGGCUCCCGGCCCUGCAGAUCCUGCUCACUAACACCAAGGUCCCGCGAAGUACCAAGGCUCUCGUGGCUGGCGUCAGAAGCAAGCUAAUCAAGUUUCCUGAGAUCGUGGCCCCGCUCCUGACCUCCAUUGAUGCCAUAUCCCUGGAGUGUGAGCGCGUGCUCGGAGAGAUGGUGGCAGCUCCAGCGCCAGAACACUACCUUGUUCUAGAAGAGCUGAUGGACAUGAACCAGCAUCACCUGAAUGCCCUGGGUGUGGGCCACGCCUCCCUGGACCAGCUCUGCCAGGUCACAGCAGCACACGGACUGCACAGCAAACUGACAGGAGCAGGUGGCGGCGGCUGUGGCAUCACCCUCCUGAAGCCAGGUCUAGAGAAAGCCAAAGUGGAGGCUGCCAAGCAGGCCCUGACCAGCUGUGGGUUUGACUGCUGGGAGACCAGCAUUGGAGCACCUGGGGUCUCCAUGCACUCAGCUGCCUCCGUAGACAACCCUGUCCGCCAAGCCCUGGGCCUCUGAGGUGAUGUGGCCCUGAGUCCUGCUGAGAAGCCUCUCACUGGAGUCUUCUGGGACUGGAGCUGGCCUCUGUGCUGGCCGCACACCUUUCCUGCUGGUAGCGCCUUCUGGACUCUGAGAGAUGCCUCCCCAGUGUCCCGGCUGUACCCUGGCAUUUCUGGAGCCAAACGGGCAUCAAUUGUGGGGUCUCCUGAGAUGGCAGCCUUCACCUUGAAGCUCUUGGGUGCAUCUGCCUGGGCCUGGCCUCCAUCUGCCUCACUCAAACUCUGGCUCUUAGCCAUGCACAACUCUGUCCUGCCGUUGAAGGCUCCUUAGGAACGGCCUGGUCAGUGGCUUCUGUCUGCUGUCCUCACGCAGGGAUCGUCAGCCUCGUGAACUCGCGGGAAAGCUGCCUGUGGGGAAAAUAGAUUGCGCAGGCCCUGCGGGAAGGCAGGGCUGGUGUCCUCUGCGCCUUCCUCCUCCUCCCUUCUCCAGUGUUCCCUCAUCCCUCCCUCCCUCCCUCCUUUCUUCCCUCCCUCCUUCCCUCUCUCCCUCCCUCCCUUUGGGAGUUCUGAGGCAAAAGGAAAUAAGACUCCCCUCACUUUACAGUGUAGCUUUGAGAGGGAGUUUUUCUAGGUAGCACUUGCUGAAUGGGGACAAGGACAUCUGUCCCAGUCACAGCACAGAGCUGGGCUGCCAUUAGCACCCACCAGUGCACACAGCUCUAAAACCUUGGACAUCUUUUUUUUUUCCUGGCUGAGGGGGGUAGAUUGUUUUUGUUUUGUUUUGUUUGUCGAGACAGGGUUUCUUUCUCUUUGAAGCCUGUCCUAAAACUCACUCUGUAGACCAGGCUAGCCUCGAACUCAUAGAGAUCCGUCUGCCUCCCUGAGUGCUGGAAUUAAAGGCAUGCGGCCACCACUUCCUGGCCCUCCCUUUCUUCUGAUGUCCACUGUCUAGGUGGAGGGAAGGGCGUUCCCUCGUACUCCUGGAAUGGCAGCGUCCACCUCACCCACAGAACCCCUGGGAGCCGGGGCCACAGUAAAGAUGGGCUGGACUAAACUGUU